Xylona heveae TC161 is the source of this 1816-nucleotide messenger RNA. RefSeq lists its product as hypothetical. Gene Ontology annotation, molecular function: oxidoreductase activity, acting on the CH-OH group of donors, NAD or NADP as acceptor; NAD binding. The coding region runs from base 137 to 1543 and encodes 468 amino acids. The record is from RefSeq and is a predicted model, not a curated record. The transcript has 7 exons. NCBI's taxonomy places the organism in Eukaryota, Fungi, Ascomycota, Xylonomycetes, Xylonales, Xylonaceae.
CGCUAAAAGGCCGCCUAGAUCCGUGUACAUGCGAGAGUUGAAUGAACCUUAAAAAGAGGAGUGGCGCCUUUUGCAAGUGAAUCAUCUGCCCUCGUGCAAGACUAUUCAUCAUUUUCAUAAGUGGGAACAAAUCACUAUGGUUUUGCCAGCUCUUGAUAUCCCGGCCGAUCGAGCUGCUGACUCAAGGCGUGUCUCGAUAACUCGGAGUGUAUCCACGUCGCCUACGGCCACUUUUAUGUCCCCGCCUUCAAGCUUUAGCGGGGCACGGAAGGCAUCGGUCAAGCACCUGAAGCCAUUUAACACCGGAGAUAUUAAGAUAUUGCUUUUGGAAAACGUCAAUCAAACGGGCCGGGACAUAUUAUUGAAGCAAGGCUAUCAGGUGGAAUUCUUGAAGUCUUCAUUGCCUGAAGACAAACUGAUCGAAAAGAUUCGUGAUGUUCACGUCAUCGGGAUCCGAUCAAAAACGAAACUUACUGCCAAUGUUCUCAGAGAGGCCAAAAACUUGAUUGUCAUUGGGUGCUUCUGCAUUGGAACGAACCAGGUUGAUCUUCAGUAUGCGGCGGAUCAUGGAAUUGCCGUUUUCAACUCUCCUUUCAGUAACUCCCGGAGUGUUGCCGAGCUAGUUAUUGGUGAAAUUAUUGCGCUGGCUCGCCAAUUAGGGGAUCGCUCAAAUGAACUUCAUCAGGGGAUCUGGAACAAGGUUAGCAAAGGAUGUUGGGAGGUUCGUGGAAAAACUUUAGGUAUAAUCGGUUAUGGCCAUAUCGGAUCCCAACUCUCCGUGUUGGCUGAAGCCAUGGGGAUGUCAGUCAUCUAUUAUGAUAUCGUCAAUCUCAUGGCUUUGGGUACUUCUAAACAAGUUCCGGAUCUCGGAGUGCUUCUUGGCGAAGCAGAUUUCGUUACCUGUCAUGUCCCCGAGCUGCCUGAGACUCAACGCAUGAUUGGUCCAAAGCAGUUCGAGCAGAUGAGAACCGGCAGUUACCUAAUCAACGCGAGUCGCGGCAGCGUUGUUGAUAUUCCUGCUUUGAUAGACGCAAUGCGGACUGGUAAAGUUGCCGGCGCUGCGCUUGAUGUUUACCCCAACGAGCCUGCAGGUAAUGGAAACUAUUUCCACAAUGAUCUUAACACUUGGGCCGAGGACCUUCGGAGUCUCAAAAAUCUAAUUCUUACCCCGCAUAUUGGCGGAAGCACUGAAGAAGCACAAAGCGCCAUCGGAAUUGAGGUUGGUGAGGCGCUCGUUCGCUAUGUAAACGAAGGUGUGACUCUCGGAGCUGUCAAUAUGCCUGAGGUCAAUCUUCGCUCACUGACCCUUGAGGAUUCCGACCAUAUCCGAGUCAUAUUUAUCCACCAAAAUAUUCCUGGCGUCCUGCGAAAAGUCAAUGAAAUCCUUGGAGAUCACAAUGUUGAUAAGCAAAUGACCGAUAGCAGAGGAGACGUCGCCUAUUUGAUGGCCGAUAUAAGCAACGUGGAUCACAACGGUGUACGAGAGCUUUAUGAGGAACUGGAAAGCUUGAACUCCUGCAUAAAGACCCGAAUUCUUUAUUAGAGAAAUAUCUGCCUCCGGCACUUACAGUUUCACGAUUGAAUAAGAGGCGUUAGUAGCAUGAGCUGCUUGUAGAGGUUCAACACGGUUGUUGAAUGAUGCAGGACGUGAGUACGUUUGAAGGUUGGGCGAUUUAGAAGACACCUCAACGGUGAUCAAUGACUUUAUUGUAUUUUUCAAGAAACUAAAAGUGAAUUCGAAUCAUACUGGAAUGCAUUGCACGUCUUCAGGAUUGCAUGAGAUUUAGUCACGGCGCGGAGUCCCUAUCACAACAAC